CCAAUAUCUCCUCUCUCUCCCAUGAACCCUAACCAAUUUGUCUGUAUUCCCUUUCUUUAUUUUAGUUAUAUAUAUGUAUAUGUUUACAUAUAUGUAUAUGCAUACAUGCAGAUGAAGAGAAAUCAGUUCUACUCAUCUUCCCCCUUUCAUUCUCAAUCUUUAUAUGUUAUUUCCUUCGUCUUCUUCUUCUUUUUCUUCUUCUUGGUUUCUUGGGCUAUAGAGUUGUGGGGUAUCAACGGAGUCAGAGACGAUGGACGUGGAAGUCAAGAGAAUUAGGGAAGAAGAAGAUGACAAUCGUGAUGAGUUAGAAACAGCCGCCAUUUUCAAGAAAGCAAAUCGACCUGUGACGUUGAAGUUUGAGGAUGUUGAAUACAAAAUCAAACCCAAGAAAGGUUCUGUAUGGUGGAACCAAAAUCGGAAAGAAACCCAAGAAAAGCUCAUCUUAAAGGGAAUAACCGGCGUGGUUCAGCCGGGGGAAAUGCUGGCCAUGCUGGGCCCAUCCGGAAGCGGCAAGACCACUCUCCUAACAGCUCUCGGCGACCGUCUCGGCGCCGGCAGCGGAAAACUCACCGGAAAAAUAACGUACAACGGGAAACCUUUCUCAAACGCAAUGAAGCGAAACACAGGAUUCGUCACCCAAGACGAUGUUCUCUACCCUCACCUGACGGUGACGGAAACCCUCGUCUUCACCGCCUUGCUCCGGCUCCCAAACAGCUUGGGAAAGCAGGAGAAGAUUGUUCAGGCAGAGGCAGUCAUAAGCCAAUUGGGUCUAAGCAAAUGCGAGAACAGCAUAAUCGGGGGCCCGUUUUUAAGGGGAGUGAGCGGAGGGGAGAGGAAAAGGGUGAGUAUCGGACAAGAAAUGCUGAUAAACCCCAGCUUGUUGUUCCUGGACGAGCCGACGUCGGGUCUGGACUCGACGACGGCGCAAAGGAUCGUGUCGACGCUGUGGGAGCUUGCAAGAGGCGGAAGAACUGUGGUGAUGACGAUACACCAGCCGUCGAGUCGGCUGUUUUAUAUGUUUCAUAAGGUGUUGGUUUUAUCAGAAGGGAACCCUUUGUAUUUUGGGGAUGGAGAAGCUGUCAUGGACUACUUUAAAGGCGUUGGCUACGCCCCCCUCAUCGCCAUGAAUCCUUCAGAUUUUCUGCUCGAUAUUGCCAACGGUAUGCUUCAUUAUCUUUUUUUUUUUUAAUUUAUUUUCAUCAUUAUUUCUAACUUCAAUUCUUUUUAAUCAAUCGACAAGCAGUUUAGUCGGUGGUCAACAACCUGGUGGCAACAGUUCUCCGUUCUUCUACGACGAGGCGUCAAAGAACGCCGCCACGACUCAUUCUCCGGCCUCAAGAUCGCUCAAGUCCUCGUCGUCUCUCUACUUUCAGGUCUUCUAUGGUGGCAAUCCGACCUCUCCCACUUACAAGACCAGAUCGGACUUCUUUUCUUCAUAGCUGGAUUCUGGGGAUUCUUCCCUCUGUUUCAAGCAAUCUUUACGUUCCCCCAAGAACGGAUGAUGCUCGAGAAAGAAAGAUCUUCGGGCAUGUACAGACUAUCCUCAUAUUUCAUGGCGAGAGUCUUGGGAGAUCUCCCAAUGGAACUCGUCCUUCCCACCAUCUUCCUGACAAUAGUUUACUGGAUGGCUGGCUUGAAUCCCACGGCGGAAAGAUUCUUCCUCACCCUAUUGACUCUUCUGCUGAGCGUGCUGGUGGCGCAAGGGCUGGGGCUGGCGCUGGGGGCAAUGGUGAUGGACCAGAAGUCGGCGACGACGCUAGGGUCGGUGAUAAUGCUUUCGUUUCUGCUAGCAGGGGGGUUUUACGUGCAGCACGUGCCUGGGUUCAUUGGAUGGAUAAAGUACGUUUCAAUAAGUCAUUAUUCGUAUAAGCUGCUGAUUGGAUCGCAGUACGGGUGGGAUGAGACUUACCCUUGUGGGAAUGGUGGGACGUGUUUGGCUAGGGAGUUUGAGGCGAUUAAGAGAGUUGGGAUUGAGGAUCAAGUUUUAUCUGUUUUGGCUUUGUUGUUAAUGCUUGUGGGUUAUAGGCUUGUGGCUUAUAUUGCCUUGGGAGGAUUUCAGUGAGUGAAUAAAAAGUUCAUUAGUAGAA
Molecule: messenger RNA, 2087 nt
Organism: Carica papaya (papaya)
Lineage: Eukaryota; Viridiplantae; Streptophyta; Magnoliopsida; Brassicales; Caricaceae
Product: ABC transporter G family member 9
Biological process (GO): transmembrane transport
Cellular component (GO): plasma membrane
Molecular function (GO): ATP binding; ABC-type transporter activity; ATP hydrolysis activity
Source: RefSeq, a predicted model, not a curated record